This is a messenger RNA of Centropristis striata (black sea bass), 3012 nucleotides long. RefSeq names its product transmembrane protein 263 (gene tmem263). NCBI's taxonomy places the organism in Eukaryota, Metazoa, Chordata, Actinopteri, Perciformes, Serranidae. Bases 425 to 796 code for a protein of 123 amino acids. The record is from RefSeq and is a predicted model, not a curated record. The transcript has 3 exons.
AUUACCACACCCUGCAAUACUUUCACUACCGUGGCCUUCCUAAUUAUCACCCAAACAUGUAAAAUCAUGAAUACAUUUAAAGAUUUUUUUAAAAAACCUGUUUGUGCAUGAACAAAAAUACCGAACAAUAAUCAUUAUCCAAACAAUAACUCUUUAAUUGCCACAUGCCUGUGGCUCAGUAAGGGCAGGCCAGCUCCAUCCUGCGGACAGUGUGUACCUCUGUGUGUUUUUAUGGGUGGAGACUGAGGUCCUCCUCCAAAAUAUAACGUUAGUCAGACAGACAACACAAGUCAGCUUAACCACCAGCAGCUACAUUAUUGCAGGCCGUGAAACCUGAAAAUUAUUUUUUGCGCAGUUAGUUUAAAGUCCCGCACAUACAGCGCGGUGCACCGGAGCAGUUCAAUAACGUUACAAAACAAGAGAGAUGAGUCAGGCGGAGCAGGUGCCUGAGGACAUGCCUGCAUACCUCAAUGAUGAGCCAGUAGCUACAGAUGAAGACAACAACAAGGACCACCCACAGGUGCAGCCGGGUAUGUUCGGCAGAUUGGCAGGGGGCUUGUACGGCGCCACCAAGGGCGCUAUAGGAGCAACGGUGGGCAGUGUGACCUGGAUAGGAGGAAAGAGUCUGGACCUCACCAAGACCACCGUCAGCUCUGUAGCCGCUCUGCCUGGGAUGGGCGUGGGGCUGGUUAAAGGAGGAGUGUACGCUGUAGCUGGAGGAGUGACUGCUGUCGGCUCUGCAGUGGUCAGCAAAGUUCCCAUAGGAGGAAGCAAAAAGAAGGACAAGUCUGACUGAUGAGCAGAGGAGGAGAGGGAACACACACAGCUGAGGUGUUACAGCCCGCAUUGUGUUGUUGCCUGUGUUAGCAUUCAUGAGCAGGAAAAGAGCAACAGAGGACUCAAAGUAUAGUGUACACAUUUUGGUGAGGGUUUUUUGUUUUUUUUCCUUAGUUUCUGUUUUUUUAAUGUGAUUGUUGGUAAACCCACGUGCAUAUACUUAUGUGACUCAGACCCACAAAGCAAGAGCUGACAAAGACUCUCCUGCUCUUUUGUUAAAGGAAACACACUAUUAUCACCAGUGCCUGAAAUUGUUCAAAUAAAAUGUCCAUGUUUCAUUUUUGAUAAUAAGCGACAACACUGUUUUCACUGCAAACUCUUAUAUUCACCACAUAAGUUAAAGUCCCCCUCUAGACAUGUUUUAAAAUACAAGCACAUUUGUUGUUUGUCCUUCAUUGUGGAUCUGGCCUCCAACCAGCCCUGCUUGAGCUAGGUUGACCGAUGACAGAGCAGUGCAAGCCGGCCGUGUCUCAAGAUCUGCAACAGUAGUAUUCUCCAUUUGAGGAAAAAUCAGAGAGAUUCAGCCAUGUAUGUUGUAUCCCCCAGACUCGAAUGAGAAGUGUGCCGUGCACUGAAUGUGUCAACUAGCGGACGUGUCAGAGUGGUAAGUGUAGUUAGCAUAUUUUAGCUUGGUAGCUUGUAACUGGCAGUGGAUGAAACAGCAUUAGUGGUUAUGAAACAUAGAAUCAUUUUUUCUGUGGUGUGACAGUGUGUUUUCACUCUCAGUACUGUUAAAUUAACUAUGCUGGAGGGUUCAGGCUUCUUUUCUGGUUUUUGAUUAGUUUUCAAAGUUGUGAUGUGGCUAAUUUAGUUUGCCAGGUUUAUGUACAAACAUCUACACAUUAGGUACAGUAAAAGGUCAAGGUCAAUAUAAUUAAAACACAUUUCUGAGCAAAGGGGGACUUUUAAGUCAGUACCAGAGGAGAAAAACUCAGAGUGUAAAGGCACUUAAAUUACACUUGCAGGACAAUCAUUGAGUACUGAUGAUCUAUAUCUGACAAACACAUGGAUCAGAAAAUAUGUACAGCGUGAUUAAAAUACCCUCCUGUAGGGCUGUACUAAGAGGUUUGAAGCUUCAUUCAUAAUGUUAAGAUUUGAACUCUAGUUCAACAUUUUUCUCAUUAUUUUUAAACCUUGUAUUUAAGCACAAUUGCAGAUAAAGACUGGGCUGCUGACACCAGUGUAUCACUUUAUUAAAAUUGAGGGUUUUGUCAAAGGAGUUUUUAUUUUAUUUAGGGUGAUGAUGUGAUAAAGUAUGUUGACAGACAUUUCAAAACCUCUAGAAGCUUCAAAUGUUAAAUGUGAGGGGGGAAAUUACAUUCUGUACAGCCCUACAUUUCUGUUCACUUAAUUGCAUUUGUUCAGCUUGCACAAAUCUGAUAUGAAAAGCAGCCAACAGUCCAGGUUAAUACCUAAACCUCGUGCUGGCUGCAGACUGGUGAUGUUUCACUGGUGAAUUUUUCUGAUAAUUUUAUUUUUUCCUCUGAAUUCACCCUUUGGUUGUUCUGUUCUCAACUCAGUGGAAGGCAACUCAUACUUUUGAUACAGAAUCUGGUUUAUUACAAUAAAUAUUGUGCCACAGUAAAAAAUAGAGUAUUUUGAUUGCAAUUAACUUUAUUUCCAGUUGUAGUGUUAAUUGAUUCACUAUGACUCAAUGAAUAACAUUUUGUACAUGACACUUUUUUGAUGUAUUUUGAAACCUACUGUGACAUGUCACUUUAUGUCAAAUCAAAGUAUGUUAGCAUCUCUCCUUUGGACCCAAAAGCUUCAUAAUGGCAUGAAUAACUCCUACUGUAUCAAAGCAAUAGUUCUCAGCCGAACGUUUCCCUAACACUCCUUCAUAUUGUUUAGCAUCACUGUGUUUACUGCUGUAGGAAUCGGAUGGCUGGAUUUCUUGACUUUACGUUCUGAAUUUCAAGUGUCAACUACAUUUUUAAGCUGACAAACCUGUAGUAGUACAUUUAAUUAAAAAAGAAAAAACGCCUUUUUGUAAAUCUACCUUUAACUAUAAAAUGCCAUUCAAAUCUUGUAUGAUGCACAACAAAACUUUCAAAGCUCAUAAUGUUUUAUCAGUGUUGCAGAAUGUUUGGAAGUUUGCUGAACAGUGGGGAUUUAUUACAACAUGGCAAUAUUAUAUUGAAAUGUGUUUAAAUAAAAUAAAUGCUGACAUUUGUG